AGGUUUUUAAAAAGUCUUCUAAAGAUACAGAACGAAGAAGGUCAAAUCACUGAGCUUUACAUUCCAAGGAAAUGUUCAGCGACAAACAGGUUGGUCACAUCAAAGGAUCAUGCUUCUGUGCAGCUCAACAUUGGCCAUCUCGAUGCUGAUGGAAUCUAUACCGGCCAAUUCACUACCUUAGCUCUCUGCGGUUUUGUCCGUGCUCAGGGUGAUGCUGACAGUGGAGUCGACAGGCUCUGGCAGAAGAAGGAGGUUGAAACUAAACAACAUUAAGACCAGAAAAAGAAGCUUGUUUUCUACGUUUUAAAACCUUUGUUGUUUUUCUUGAUCCUGAACUUGUGUCUAUUUUUUUGUUUUUACUGCAAUGAUAAUGUUGGUUUGAAAGACGUUUCAAUGCAAUGAGAUGGUCUGGUUCUUA
Molecule: messenger RNA, 418 nt
Organism: Brassica napus (rape)
Lineage: Eukaryota; Viridiplantae; Streptophyta; Magnoliopsida; Brassicales; Brassicaceae
Product: 40S ribosomal protein S21-2-like
Exons: 3
Biological process (GO): translation; endonucleolytic cleavage in ITS1 to separate SSU-rRNA from 5.8S rRNA and LSU-rRNA from tricistronic rRNA transcript (SSU-rRNA, 5.8S rRNA, LSU-rRNA); endonucleolytic cleavage to generate mature 3'-end of SSU-rRNA from (SSU-rRNA, 5.8S rRNA, LSU-rRNA)
Cellular component (GO): cytosolic small ribosomal subunit; ribosome
Molecular function (GO): structural constituent of ribosome
Source: RefSeq, a predicted model, not a curated record